AUCACCGGAGCGAUGGCUUGAAGUCACUCUCAUCAGCAACAAAGCAAAGGCAACAGCAGCGGCACUGACGUAAACCAUCCAGCACAUCACCGGAACCAUACGGACGCGUACCGACACCAUACUGUCUCCUGCGUACGAUUAACAGGAUGGAAAUCUGGCGCUGAGAGACACUGGGAUCUGACGAUGCUCGGACUUCAAUUCGUGGCAACGGUUGAAAUGCGCGUUAAAUGGAUACUUAUGACAAGAUGCUGCAGGGUGCCGCAUUGCCUGGCCGCUUGAUGGGGAUGAAAGUAUAGAGUAGUGCUUUUAUCGGACAUGGUCGUUUUUACAUGCUUUUUGGGGUGGGCUGGAAUGAACGAACGGAUUUUAGGGUCGAAUUAAUGGACAGACGUCAUUGAAUUCAAUGCAUUCGAUUUUAUCGCAAAUACACACGAUUUAAGCCAUGCAAUCGACGAGCACGACCGGAUGAAUGUAUGUGAUAUCCGUAAUAAACCUAUACGAUACAGGUAAGGACUUGGUAUAUGAGGUACCCUAUCAGUUUCAAAGCUUACACUCAGGACCAUCCAAAAGUCUGGUUUAACGUGAAAGGACUGCGGUGAGCGUGAUCUUUUGAUUGACAUCCAUCAUCAUUUCUACUCUAUAUAGACUAGUACAGAGUAUUGCGUAUAGUAUUGUACAGUAUAGUUAGCAUUGGUCCAGAGCAAGGACAAUGACUCAUUUACAGGCAGGCCUGUCUCCAGAAACCCUGGAGAAAGCCAAGGUGGAGUUAAAGGAGAACCCCGACACUUUGCAUCAGGACAUACAGGAGGUGAGGGACAUGAUCAUCACUCGUCCAGACAUUGGCUUUCUCAGGACAGACGAUGCUUUCAUCCUGCGCUUUCUCAGAGCACGGAAAUUUAACCAUUUCGAGGCCUUCCGUCUCCUGGCCCAGUACUUUGAGUAUCGCCAACAGAAUUUAGAUAUGUUCAAGAACUUAAAAGCGACCGAUCCGGGGAUCAAACAGGCCCUGAAGGAUGGAUUUCCGGGGGUGCUGUCGAAUUUGGAUAGAUACGGGAGGAAGAUUCUGGUUCUGUUCGCAGCGAACUGGGAUCAGAGCAGGUACACGUUUGUGGAUAUUCUGCGUGCCAUCUUACUUUCUCUGGAGGCAAUGAUAGAGGACCCUGAGCUACAAGUAAAUGGAUUUGUCCUGAUCAUUGACUGGAGCAAUUUCACUUUCAAGCAAGCUUCCAAGCUGACGCCAAGCAUGCUGAGAUUGGCAAUUGAGGGGCUGCAGGACAGUUUUCCAGCCCGGUUUGGAGGAAUCCAUUUUGUUAACCAACCUUGGUACAUCCACGCUCUUUAUACAGUCAUCCGGCCCUUCCUGAAGGACAAAACAAGAAAACGGAUCUUCAUGCAUGGAAACAAUCUGAACAGCUUACACCAGCUGAUUCUGCCUGAGAUUCUGCCAUCUGAACUGGGUGGCAUGCUGCCUCCUUACGACAUGGGCACCUGGGCCAGGACGCUGCUCGACCACGCGUACGAUGAGGAGACUGACUACUGCCCCGAGUCCUACACCCUGUCCGUCAAAGACCUGGAGAAAGAUCUUUCCCCUAAAUCCAUGAAGAGGUCCCAGUCCGUGGUGGAGCCAGGUGUCCUAAAACGACCAGAGAAAGCGAAGAGUGAGGAAGAGAACAUGCAGCCCCUGCUUUCACUGGACUAAAGGCUCUUAAUUCCCGGGAGGCACUGGGAAUGAGCGCACCCUGUUCCUGUAAUGCGAGAAAGCUAAAUGUACAAAGAAAGGUAACGUUAAGGAGAGGAAAAGCAGAGAAAGACACAAACAGCCUGCAGGAAGACUGCGAAGGGCUGCCAUUUAUGUGAUAUUUUUCAAGCAGAGAGCUAGCAGCAGACGUCCGUAUGUAAUUGUCAAGUGCCAACUCAAUUCUGUAAAUACACUAGACGUGAUUAGACGUGAGAUCGAGUGAGUAAUUGUCACACGAACCUGUAAAGACUGCUAUGAAUAUCCUGUAUGUGCUUCUCGUGAUUAUUAUGUAGAACAUGGUACUGUGGGAUGGGUAAAUCAUGCUUAUCAAUAUUCACAAGCUUUUGGGUUUCUGACAUUUUUAAUCCCCAAGAGUUGCUCAGGCGUUUUAGGAAUGUGUAGAGCUUAUAGUGUCCGAAAGGCGUAUUUUGCUUCCGUUAAAAAUAAAAAUACCAUUGUUUGAUCAGGUUCAGUUUUUCACAGCAAUUACCCCUUUACAAAUCAUUGAAAACAUUUUUCCAUCGAGCAUUAUUUUACCACAAGUUAGCCUGCGUUUUUGCUUUAGUGUUCUUAUGUCCCGUGAGGUCAAUUCACAUAGGCACAAUUUUUUUACCGAUGGUCUUGAUGUUUUUCCUAUGAUGUUCAGGCAAGGAACAUUGCUUUUUGGGUUAAAUGUUUUUGCUUUGAGUCUGUUUCAAGACAUUAUAUCCAUAUCCAGGACCAAACCUUACCUGCUGUUAAAGUGUUGAUGGAAAUGUCUAAUUCAACGGCCUUCCAUUUUAAAGUCUAUUUUUAGGUACUUUAUGAAGUUUAAGGAAUUGUUCACUUACAAGAAAAUUCUGUCAUUAUCAACUCACCUUUUUCCAUACAGUUCACAGUGUCUUGUAAGACUAAAAACAAAAAAACACACUACUAAUAGUAGGCUAUAUAUGAGGUUUAUAUGUAGUCUACACGUGUGUCACAUUUCCAGUGUUCAGUUUUGUGAGGAACAGACUGAAGCAUUUGUGGCCACUAUGAAUUGUUCUUAAUAUUUGAAUGUUGGUUAAAUGGAAAACUAAGAUCGCAUCUUUAUGUUAAAAGAUGCAACGAUCAGCAAUGUUUUUAAAAACUGAAAUUGCCACGCCAUUGACAACUUACUAUAAACAAAAGCUCGCAAUGCUCGCACCACCUUCUUAUUGGUGCACUGCUGUGGAACUGACUUCGAUAAGCUGCACUGCGUACGGAGCCACGAAACAGUAUGUUUCAAUGAGUGCGUUUACAUGCACAAAAUAAACGGAAAUCCAUCAAAAAACCUGUUUCACGUGUUUACAUGCAUAGUAAUAAGCCGGCUACGCAUAAAAUCGCGUUUAUAUGGAUGUUUGAGACUUGCCGGGUUUCUCGUGUGCAGUAACGUCACCGUUGAUAGUCUGUUUAGUAAUUAAAAUGCAGCGGGAAAACAGUCAGACGCUGAAUUUCUGUAUCUCUUCUCCUGUCCACAGUACCUGCAUAUGCAACAAUAGUUCUUCAUUUUGAUGUUUCUGCAUCGACUGCAUGAUUAUUGAGCGGACUUUUGUACGUUAUUUUACUACUACUUCCGUUUGGGACUUUUACUAUCGCGCUGUUAGACGCACAUAACCAAAACAGAGAUAAAACCAGUAAAGGCUUUUGCAUGCAGUCCGAAAUCGAAGUAAUGGGUAAAAAACUACCUCUGCCGAGCGGGUUUUGCUCACGCGGUUUAAGAGCUUUCCCCGAUACAAAUAAACAGUUUUUACAUGUUUACAUGACCUUACUUGUUCUCAUCUUAUUAUGUAUAAUCAGAUUAAGACUGCAUGUAAACGCACUCAAUGAGGUCUUCGCCCGAAUGUUUUUGGUGCAAGUUGAAAUAUCGCAUCUAAAACAAUUUGGAAAGACGUUAGGGUGAAUAGAUAAUGACAGAAUCAUUUUACCUGAAAUAUUCCUUUAAAGUAUUAAUUCAAGCCAAAUGCAAACAAGCUGUUGUAUCAUGCUCUAGCAUGCUUCCAUAGUAUCUUGGUCAGCGUAUGGGUUAGAUUGUGUCAAAAUAAUUUACUCAAAAUUACUCCGUUUCAUGGAACGUUGUUGUGUUAUUUGUCUCUUUGCCAGUAUGUUUUUACAUUGGUUUAGUUUCAAGCCCACCAUUUGAUUUUAGGGAUGUUUUGUGUGUGUACGAAACAAGGACAAUCUGUAUUUUCACCCAUACUAUUAUUGUUACAUGAAGAAAACAUGGAAGUAUAAAAGAAUAUGAAUAUUCAGCAUUUAGUAAUAACUACGUGACUUAAUCUGGACAGAAGUACAUCACAAGCAACUUUAUUCUCACUAAAGAUUUGUUUAGAGCCUCUAUUGUAUAAAUCUAUUUGAGGACAAAUGAAGAUAGGAGUGGUUAUAAUUAUGUGUGUGGUUAAGUCACUAUUUUGUAUUAUAUAAAAGUUUAAAAUCUAUUGGCUCAGCUUCUAUAUAGUGGCAGAGAUUUGUUCAUGUUUUAUUUGUAUUGUAUUGAGUUUUUUUAUAUAUUUGCUAUGUCUGUACCCUUCAUGUGUCUCUUCAGAAUCUCAGUAUCUCCAUUUCCAAUGUAUAUUAUGACUUCUUAACAUCUAAAAACUCUCUUGAGUCUCAGAAUUGAAACCUGUUGCUAAAAAAGGAAACAAAUCAUUACUUUUCCCUAAACAGAUCAUUAUUGUUCCUUCAUUCAAAUUUGGCUUUUUUAAAUCUGAAUGUAUUCCCCCAGAGAGUAAUGUCUUACUGGGUUAGAAGAAUGGCAAUUAUGUAAAGCCAUUAUUACAUUUUCAGUCUCAUUGAAUGACGAUCAGACAUAGUAACCAAAAAAAACUCCUGUAAAUGGUUACCCUCAGAUUACAGUGUAAAUUGAUCUGUUUCAGUAUAUACAGUAUUUAUUAGAUCUGUCUUAUUGCAAUGACCAGUAUUUUAAUACACCUCUUUAUUUGUAUUCUUGUGUAUGUUUUUGGCCAUGCUGCAUUAUAAACAGACUUUUAUGUAUUUUAAGCAAUCGGAAUGUGACUCAUAUCGUCUCCAUUUUUCUAGCCUUGCUUUCUAUGGGUAUGUAUUGCCGUCACAACCAAAGCAACCCCAGGUUACGGAAACCAACAAUUAUCCCCUGCUUUUCUACAGUCUCCUUGGUACAGGAAUAGUUCCGUAUGAUUACAUUUAGUAUUCACAUGUUUUUUGAUUGUCGGCUUAACUUUUCCAUAUCACUUUGAUUGUAUAAUAGGGUGUUAGUGCUGAGAAGCCCAUGCAGUAUAGAGAUAUUAUACAGAACACUACAUGUGGUUUAAAGGAACAUAUCGAACGGAAGUAAAUAUGUGUAUAUGUCCUUUCAAAAUGCUGAAAUAAAUCAUGUAACUGAAACUUAACUGCGAAAGGAAAAAAGCAGCCAAUAAACAUUGAUAUUCAUAGUUUAAA
This is a messenger RNA of Triplophysa dalaica, 5152 nucleotides long. It is a transcript of the gene clvs2, whose product is annotated as clavesin 2. The record is from RefSeq and is a predicted model, not a curated record. The transcript is spliced from 5 exons. Bases 710 to 1699 code for a protein of 329 amino acids. Gene Ontology annotation, cellular component: membrane. Lineage: Eukaryota; Metazoa; Chordata; Actinopteri; Cypriniformes; Nemacheilidae. Gene Ontology annotation, molecular function: phosphatidylinositol bisphosphate binding.